UUUCUUCUACCUCUCAACGCUCUCAUAAAAAAGUACUCGUGUCUCACCCGUGCCAGCCACUCGCAUUUCUCAGAUCUUUUUAUUAUCCUCUCCUCGGAAAAAGCUAAGAUGACGAAGAACUACCCAACCGUGAGCGAAGAUUACCUUAAGGCUAUUGAGAAGUGCAAGAGGAAGCUGAGAGGCAUGAUCGCUGAGAAGAACUGUGCACCCAUCAUGGUCCGACUCGCGUGGCACUCUGCUGGUACAUUCGAUUGCGCCUCAAGGACUGGUGGUCCCUUUGGAACAAUGAGGUUCGAUGCUGAGCAAGCUCAUGGUGCCAACAGUGGUAUCCACAUUGCUCUUAGGUUGUUGGAACCCAUCAGGGAGCAAUUCCCAACCAUCUCUUUUGCUGAUUUCCAUCAGCUUGCUGGUGUUGUGGCCGUUGAAGUUACUGGUGGCCCUGAUGUUCCUUUCCACCCUGGAAGAGAGGACAAGCCCCAGCCACCUCCAGAGGGUCGUCUUCCUGAUGCAACUAAGGGUUGUGACCACUUGAGAGAUGUCUUUAGUAAGCAGAUGGGAUUAUCUGACAAGGACAUUGUCGCUUUAUCUGGUGCCCACACUCUGGGAAGAUGCCACAAGGAUAGGUCUGGCUUCGAAGGUGCCUGGACUUCAAACCCUCUAAUUUUCGACAACUCUUACUUCAAGGAACUCUUGAGCGGAGAGAAGGAAGGGCUUCUUCAGCUUGUCUCUGACAAGGCACUAUUGGACGACCCUGUUUUCCGUCCUUUAGUCGAGAAAUACGCUGCUGAUGAAGAUGCCUUCUUCGCUGAUUACGCUGAGGCCCACAUGAAGCUUUCUGAGCUUGGGUUUGCUGAUGCUUAAGGUGGUGGCGUACGUGUGUCUGUGUCUCCGAGACUAAUGGCUGUUUUUGGUUGGGGGCCGGAGGGGUCGCAUUACGUUUGAACUUUGUCAUAUGAUUGCUUAAUGUACUCUCGGAUUUGCGUAUCUUGUUUUUUCGAUGGGUUGUGAUUUGACACAUCCGUUGCGCUUUUGCUGGUUAGACAUUUAUAAUAAAAUUAACUUCUCUCAUA
This is a messenger RNA of Capsella rubella, 1070 nucleotides long. RefSeq names its product L-ascorbate peroxidase 1, cytosolic. Gene Ontology annotation, biological process: cellular response to oxidative stress; hydrogen peroxide catabolic process; response to reactive oxygen species. Bases 109 to 861 code for a protein of 250 amino acids. Lineage: Eukaryota; Viridiplantae; Streptophyta; Magnoliopsida; Brassicales; Brassicaceae. Gene Ontology annotation, molecular function: heme binding; peroxidase activity. The record is from RefSeq and is a predicted model, not a curated record. The transcript has 9 exons.